AUGCCCGACGAGCAGCCGAAGGAAGGUAAGCGGCGCAACAAGCGUAGGAACAUCUGCAUCGCGGUGUUGGCAGUCGCCGUGAUCCUCUUCCUGGUGAUUUUGAUACUGGCCCUGACGGUUUUCAAGGCCAAGAGGCCGGUGAUCACGGUGAAGUCGAUGAAUCUGACGGACCUUGGCAUCUCGGUCGACAUGGCCCGGAUGAGAGCGUUGCUGAACAUGACGGUAGGUGCAGACAUCUCCGUGAGGAACCCGAAUGUGGCGGGAGUCAGGUACACGGACUCGUUCGCGCUCCUGGGCUACCGAGGAGAGACCGUUGGCGAUGCUCCAAUCCCUGCAGGCAGGAUCUCAGCCUACAGCACGGAGGCCAUGAACAUCGCGGUGGCGGUAAUGGCGGAUCGCCUCGUGUCAAACCCGCAGGUUUUCGCCGACGUCAUGGCGGGCGUGCUUCCCUUGACUGCUAACACGAAAAUAUCAGGCAAGGUUUCCCUCUUGAGCAUGUUCAAGAUUCACGUGACGUCCGCCGUUUCCUGCGACAUCAAUGUGUUCUUUUCCAAUAGAACCAUUGAUUACCAUCAAUGCACAUAUGAUACGAAGCUGUAA
Messenger RNA from Eucalyptus grandis, 600 nucleotides. RefSeq lists its product as uncharacterized. The record is from RefSeq and is a predicted model, not a curated record. Lineage: Eukaryota; Viridiplantae; Streptophyta; Magnoliopsida; Myrtales; Myrtaceae. Bases 1 to 600 code for a protein of 199 amino acids. The transcript has a single exon.